Ceratitis capitata (Mediterranean fruit fly) is the source of this 810-nucleotide messenger RNA. RefSeq names its product 60S ribosomal protein L13 (gene RpL13). Lineage: Eukaryota; Metazoa; Arthropoda; Insecta; Diptera; Tephritidae. The record is from RefSeq and is a predicted model, not a curated record. Bases 117 to 767 code for a protein of 216 amino acids. Gene Ontology annotation, cellular component: cytosolic large ribosomal subunit; ribosome. The transcript is spliced from 4 exons. Gene Ontology annotation, molecular function: structural constituent of ribosome; RNA binding. Gene Ontology annotation, biological process: translation.
UUGUUCGGAAAGAUAAUUUGCUCAAAUUUCGAUGUAUUCGAUGAAGUGAUGAUGUGAAGUUGGUUGCACUUCUCCUUUUUAAUUCGUUGUUGGGUACGAGAGAAUAAACAUCCAAAAUGGGUAAGGGAAAUAAUAUGAUUCCAAAUGCUCACUUCCAUAAGUGGUGGCAACGCAAUGUUAAGACUUGGUUCAAUCAACCUGCUCGCAAGUUCCGCAGACGCCAAAAUCGCGUCAAGAAGGCUAAAGCUGUCUUCCCACGCCCAGCACAAGCAUUGCGUCCCGUAGUGCGUUGCCCAACUAUCCGUUAUCACACGAAAUUGCGUGCUGGACGCGGUUUUACUCUUGAGGAAUUGAAGGGUGCUGGUUUGACUUACGGCUUCGCCAGAACCAUUGGUAUUGCAGUUGAUAAGAGACGUAAAAAUAAGUCUCUUGAAUCACGCCAACGUAAUGUGCAACGUUUGAAGGAAUAUAAGAGCAAAUUGAUUCUAUUCCCAAUAAAUGAGAAGAAGAUCCGCAAGGGAGAAUCUACAUUGGAAGAAUGCAAACUGGCUACCCAAUUGAAGGGAACAGUUAUGCCAAUAAAGAAAGAACAACCAGUCAUUGAAUACCGUGAGAUUGCCAAAGACGAGCAGAAAUUCAAGGCAUUCGCCACUUUACGCAAGGCUCGUUCUGAUGCUCGAUUGGUUGGUAUUCGUGCUAAACGUGCAAAGGAGAAUGCUGAUAAUGUAGAUGAUGCUGGUAAAGAUGUGAAAAAAUCCAAAAAGUAAUUUUUUUUAGAAUUUGGAAUAAAAUAACUACAAAAUAUCCAAA